AUGCGGAUCGAAAUGGAAAAGGAAAAACUCAAGAAGCUGGAGGAGGCUCGGCAGCGCAAGAAGCUAGAGAUGGAACAGGCCAAACAUCGUCAGCAACAGGAAGUGGCCGAGAACCGGAAACGGCGCUCUCAGCUCAAGGACAGCAUGCUCUUCUUCGAUGCCGUUCGCACGGCCAUUGAAGCCAUCAAAGAUGGCGAACGUCAUGAGCGUGAUUGGGAGAAAUUCAUGCGUUGCAAUGGCCUACCAAAUGCCGCAAGUCCGAGUGAUUUGCGAAAGUAUAUCCAUCAGUGGCACACGGAUAUAGCCAAGCGUCAUUUAGAGUCCCGAAACUGGUUACUCCGCACCGAUGAACGCACUCUGCUCACCCAGGAUGCCCAGGUUCCAGAUCUUACGAGGAUCUCACUGCGCCAGCAGCAAGGACGUCUUGGUGAUGUCUACUCGCAGAGGAUCAAGGAAGUGCUAGGGAUUCUCAAUGAAUUGGAUGAGAUGUUGCCCUUCAAGCAACGUUCCAUUCAUGUGGCUGCUGAUCUCAGGAAACUCAAAACGGAAAUGAGGGUUUUCCUGAGACAACAUUUAGAUGAGUUUACCUACAAAACCAUGUCGCACAUCGAAAGGGAUAUGGAAAUCGAUAGGCCUGGGGUUUCCAAGCACAUUUACAGUUCGGAUGUGUUUCAAAGCUUUGUGUGGACCUUCUCCAAGGAUGCUCAAAUUGCUGUUAAUCCCAAGGCCCGCAUAGGCGAGCAAUCGGCUCACAAUGAGAUUGAUUUUCCCACCAUUGAAAUGCAAAUAUCCUUGCCACCCACAGUUCACCUACAGAGUUCGGCCUUGAGGGGUCUCUGGUUGAAUUAUGAUCACUUUAGUGAUUACUGUAGUAGCUACUGCCUAAAGCAUGCUCGCUCUGCCAAUGCCAAUAUCCUUCGUCAAACAAAACGUGAGUGGCGCAAACGAAAAGAGAUCCUGCAAGCCAUGCUGGACGAGUGUGGUAGGGAUAUACCGCUCUCGGAGUUGGAGCAACUUACCCAGGAUCAGCACUCGGCCAGCUCCCAGCCGCCACGUGAACGCACCUAUGAUGUGGAUAAACUCUAUGCCGAGUACGAGGAUGAGUUAAGUAAAGCCCAUCGCAGGGCCAUUGGACCGGAGGCUUAUGGUAUGCUGGAGACGGAUGUCAAUCUGAGAAAGUAUCGCAUCAUUGGAGGUGUCUAUUGCAUUGAUUUCCUGGAGACACCUCAACAGGAUAAGCAGCUAAAUGCAAGAUCCUUUAUACGAACCAUAACCUCGGCCAAUAGUUUGGUGCACAAGGAAUACUAUCAAACCUACAAGCCACCGCCUCCAGUGUUGCCAGGAGUGCGACGUCUUCCCGAGGAGAUUGAAGCUGAAAUGCGAAUGAUUGAAGCGGCUCUGGACAAGCUAGCUUUGGUCACUUUACAACUACCAGAUUCUGUAAUUUGGUUUGAGCCACCAGUGGCCUGUCGCUGGGAAACCCAUGUGGAGACCCUGGAAAUGGAGCUAGCCGAUGGAGUGAAACCAGAACUAAAGCAUCCAACUAACGAAGGGGAUGCAGAGGGAGAUGCCACGGGCGCUGUGAGUGGCACAGCAGCGGGUACAACAGCCACGCCCACAGAGGCCACACCUCUCUCCACCCAUGCCCAGCCCAGUCCCCUGAAGAGUUCACCCCGCUGUCCGGCCAGGAGAAUGCGAUCCCAGAAGUCGGACGGCAUGCCGGGAGAUGCCUCGCGGCAACAGGUGCUCCGUGAAAUUAAUGAUUUUGAUUUGCGUGCCAUACCCAGCGAUGUGGAUUUAUAUGGUUUGGUCAAGGAUUUUGUGGUGCCGCGUCUGCCUCAGGGAUUCUGUGUCCGUCUAGAGCAGACCACACCGGUUUCCGAAAGCACGGGAUUGCGACAGCGAAAGGUAAUGUUUUUAGCCCGGCAAACGCACAUUCGACUGGGUCAGGGACCGGAUAGCCCCAAGGAGGAUCAACUGUUGCUGGUGACGCCAAGCGAACUGAAUUUGAGUUCCAAAACGGGACUGGGAGCUGAGUUCCUGGACACCGAGGAACCGGCAGAGAUGUUUCCACCUCUAUGCUUUGACAAGCUCCUCAAGUUCCGGCAAAUGGCGCCACGAACUGCGCCACCAGCUCAUCACCAGGGAUACCUUUUCUCACAGCUCAUCGAGGAUAUGGAUAGAUUGUGGCUUCUACAGUUGCCUAGGGAUCAGCAGGAGGAGCUUAUCCAGCAGAUAUCAGAGCAGCUCUCACCCACUGGCUCACGAUCAAGUGAGGCGGCAGGUGGUGAAAAAGAUCCAGCCGGACUUGGUGAUGGCAAUCUUUCCGAGGACAUACAGCCACUCAGCCAGGAGCUAGUGGAUGUCCUUCAGCCAGCCACGGCAGCUGCUGCCUUUGCUUAUUACACGGGAAUCUCUUUUGUGAAGGACUCUCAGCUUCCACAGGAAACGGAUGCAGACCAGGCCACAAACAAGCGCUCCAAUAGCAUGGAUAGCAGCGAGGAUGAUGACGACGAUGUGGACAGCCUCGUGGAGCUGCUUGAAGGAGGUGGAGGAGGUGCCUCCACAACGGCCAAUACCCUGCACGAUUUACUUGGUCCCUCGAGUCACAGCGACACCACUGACAGCGAAAGCCGUAAGAAACUUAGCAACACGGCAGCCAUAACCCAGGGCAAGUGGAGUACCCGCGAUGUUCAUGAUACCAAGUUUAACGAGGACAAGCUCUCCAUACAAUUUCGAACCGGAAGAUUGGGAAUUUUUGGCUUUGCCUUGAACAAAUACAGCAAUAUGCCAUACCAGACUUGGGACCUAAGACCAGAUAUGAAGAAUCCUGGAACCAUCUUGUUUAGCUUCACAGCCUCACUGAUAAGCUUGGACAUGACCAUAACGGAAUCGGGUUAUACAGUUAAUAAUUUUCAAGGUGGCAGCACCCAAAUCAUUACCGAUAUGAUUGGUAAAACGCUAUCACUGGCAGAGCUCAAGGCCACUCUUAUCCUGUCCGCUGUUGAUAUCUUUCCGGAUGAGGAUGCCUUUUGCUAUACGGAGGGUUCCUGUGAGAAGAACUAUGUCAUGGAGAUGCAUUGCUAUGCCUGCCUUUCGACCCUGGCUCAAUCGCAUAACUUUAGUUGGUCGAGAUGGAACCUUUUGGCAGGCUCUCGCACGGCUGUCCUUUUAAUCCGUGAACUAAUCGAGGGUAAAAAGGUUCCGUAUUACUCUACACUAUUGGUUACACCACUCAAGACAUCGAUUAUCGAUUGCACUGAGGUAUCGGCAAGUUUCAAUGCGGUGGGUAUUCCAGGAAUGGAAUAUUAUGCCGAUCUCUAUCAGUUAUCGCAGGCUCAUGCACAACCAGUGAGUCUGGAGAAGCAGAGGACCAUGAAUCCGGUGUUGAGGGAUAAUGUGGCCAGGAUAUUGAUGGGCAUAAGACCCCUGAGUUUGUGUUGA
Molecule: messenger RNA, 3444 nt
Organism: Drosophila serrata
Lineage: Eukaryota; Metazoa; Arthropoda; Insecta; Diptera; Drosophilidae
Molecular function (GO): beta-tubulin binding; microtubule binding
Source: RefSeq, a predicted model, not a curated record